Molecule: messenger RNA, 2398 nt
Organism: Acipenser ruthenus (sterlet)
Lineage: Eukaryota; Metazoa; Chordata; Actinopteri; Acipenseriformes; Acipenseridae
Product: WD repeat-containing protein 89-like
Exons: 2
Coding region: 335-1498 (387 amino acids)
Molecular function (GO): protein binding
Source: RefSeq, a predicted model, not a curated record
ACAUGUCUAGUAGCAGUUCACUCCAGAUUCUGGGUGAUGUUACACAGCGAAAACACAUGCGCGCAGCAGUUCUAGAAAAUUGAGAGUUAGCACGCCCCCAGCAACAAGCAAAGUGAUCUAAGUGGGAUUACAGGUAGUGUUGGGGAAAAAAAUAGCGUUUUUAAAAUUCGAGCAUGUUCUAUUAGUAUCUAGAAUAUUAAAUACAUUUACAGCAUGUUGUCAGUAAUGAAACGUGUAUUUCUUGUCACGAUCUCGACGAGUGUACUGUCUGUAGUAUAGUAAUCUAAACAAGGUGCACUAGAUUGUCUCAGAUCUGGCAAGAGCAGCUUUAACAAUGGAGGAUUUUGAAGGACAGUUUGCCACACUUUCCAUUGCGAAACGAUCAGAACAGACUAAAGACCCUACAUACCUGCUGGACAUCGAUUGUUCGAAAACAGCAGCUGGAGCAGGGAACCAGCAGUUAGUCGCAGUUUCCUGUUCAAAUCGAUCAAUACAUGUAUACAACAAACAAACAUUGGGCCUAGUGGGACAGUACAGUGGCCAUUCUGGUCCAAUUUGUGGUGUCAGAUUUGCCCAGAUGUCUGACAAUCUGCUGUUCUCCGCCUCUGGUGAUGGUACAGUGAGGUGCUGGGACGUACGCACACCUGGCAUAGACGCUGUACAGGUCUUUAGAGGAUACCCUUCCAAUGUCUUUAGCAGUUUCGAUGUGAACUGCAGUGAUCUGGUCAUCUGUGCAGGCACAGAGAAAGUGCAUGAAGACACUUUGAUGGUCUUCUGGGAUGCACGGGUUGUUAAAAGUAACAGCACAGCUGGGCCUCAGCCUUUAGGGGUCUAUUCCGAAUCACACAACGAUGACAUCACUCAGGUACGUUUCCACCCCAGCAAAUCAGACAUGGUGGUUUCAGGUUCCACCGAUGGGCUGGUCAAUGUGUUCGAUAUCGGUACAGACACCGAAGAUGACGCCUUGCUUGCAACAUGCAACUCGGAUUCUUCAGUCAGUUCCAUCAAUUGGUCUGGGGAGCAGUACGAUCAGAUCUGUUGUCUUACCCACGAUGAGGGUUUAUUCUGGUGGGACCUUGCACAGCUGGAAACAGAAGAGCCAAUUACACUGUUGAGUGUUCAAGAUGCCCGUGAAACAACAGAAAUGCAAGGUGGGCGCUUGGACUAUUUGAUCAGAGGAAUGUACCAUGAAAGAGCAAAGAAGCUGGUCGUUGUUGGUGGAACGAACACCGGGAAGCUUCAUCUUCUGGAUUGCAGAGCUGAGGGGCUGAGGCAUAUGUGUGCUCUACAGGACAGCCACUCCGCGACCGUGCGCUGCUUCCACUGGCAUACAGGAGAUGACUCUCUGCUCACUGCUGGGGAGGAUGCACAGCUCCUGCUUUGGAAGCCAGGUGCUGUAGAACUUUCCACUGCAAAAAAGGGCUUGAUGAAAAGUGCCUCCUCCAUCCAGCAGAAAACCAGGGUUCAUGGCAAAACAAUGUGCAAAAGGAAGAAGUGAUUGAAAACAACUCAAACAAAUUUUUUUUCUUUUAUGAACAGUUUCUGCAGAUAUCUGUAGUGAUACAAAAGCAGGGGGAUUAUAGUAUGAGUGUGCUUUUGUUUAAAUGUUUUAGGGACUUGUUUACAGUUUAUUGUAAUUUUAUUUUAAACUUUUAUUUUAGCUUUGGGGACUGGCAAAUGAUAUGGACCUUACUACUGGCUAAUAAAAAAAUAAUACUGCUUCAUAAGGUUUUCAUGGCUUGAAGCAUGCCUGAAUUGGAUCUUUCAGAUCAUGUGUUGCAAGAAUCACAUUAAGGACGCAGUGUAACAUGGAUUUUGUGUUAUUUGGUUGUUAACCUACAAAAGAACAGAAGAAAACCCCUCACAAUAAUGAAAACAGACCCGUUUACUGUAAGACUAAACCACAUGGGCCAGUGUCCUUUAUAAAACAUGCCACCAGAGAAAAUGCAGCCAUCAAUUUGUAUUAUUUGCAGUUGUUGCUGGACUGGUUUUAUUGAUUCCACCAUCCAUUAAUAUCUGAAACAGAGGCUAAUACAUCACAUCGUUCUUACUGUCAUAUUUCCUUUAGAACUUUCCCUUUUGGUUUAAUAUUUGCUCCCUCUGGAGUUCAUUUUAUGAACCUAAUUGUAUAUUGAAUUAUUUACUUUAUUUCAGUAAGAUUAAUUUGGCCUAAACUUUGUGUGUUGGAUUAAUUAAGAUAUUUACAUUUGUAAAUGUAUUCCUGAAUUGUACUGUAUGCCUGUCAUAUAUUUUCAAAAUAUUCAGGUUCACAUACUGCAUGUAAACCUUUAAGAAUGUAUUUUAUGAAAUGUCUUUAUGAAUUAUGAGCAAUAGGAUACAGUUGGCAGCUAUGUCACCUCCAGCUAUUACAUGUGCUAUUAAAGUUGAUAAAAUCUCA